Messenger RNA from Caenorhabditis briggsae, 363 nucleotides. The transcript is spliced from 2 exons. Bases 1 to 363 code for a protein of 120 amino acids. The record is from RefSeq and is a predicted model, not a curated record. NCBI's taxonomy places the organism in Eukaryota, Metazoa, Nematoda, Chromadorea, Rhabditida, Rhabditidae.
AUGUCCACAGCCAUAAUCCUUUCUCAAAACCAUCUGGAUGUCUAUUUGAAUGUCAAAGGACACGAUUUGAUGGUUGAGUUGUUGUCGGCCACUGGAAGUACUCAAAUGGCUUGUGUUCGGAGCAAGUGUGGAGAUGAGGAUGUUAUCAGUAUUGUGACUGAUGUUCAUGACUCUUCUCCAAUUCAUGGCCCACCUGGCACCAAAUGUUCUCCGGAUAGAAGAGUAUAUAAACGAUAUGGAUUAGGGCUUUGUUCUCGACAAAAUGAGUUCGAUUUUAUAUGGGAGUCAAUUCAAAAGGGAAAGGAAAAGUUUGGAAUAACUGAGGGUCCUCCACUUCUUUCACCCUCCCAAAUUGACGGUUAA